This is a messenger RNA of Rhodotorula graminis WP1, 1458 nucleotides long. Its product is annotated as glycoside hydrolase family 20 protein. NCBI's taxonomy places the organism in Eukaryota, Fungi, Basidiomycota, Microbotryomycetes, Sporidiobolales, Sporidiobolaceae. Bases 78 to 1313 code for a protein of 411 amino acids. The transcript has 10 exons. The record is from RefSeq and is a predicted model, not a curated record. Gene Ontology annotation, molecular function: hexosaminidase activity.
CCAAGUACGGCCAGCUGCGCGACACGGCCGAGGUGCUCCUCGCCGAGUCGGGCGAGACGUACGCCUUUAUCGACAAGAUGGUCCGCGCCAUCUCGGGCCCGCUGCGCAGUCGGCGCAUCCACAUCGGCAUGGACGAGGCGCACGGCGUCAGCGAGGGGCGGUACCGCCAGCUGUUUGGGUACAAGGACAGCACGCAGGUGUUCACCGAGCACCUGAGGCGCGUCGACGAGAUCUGCAGGGCCCACCAGCUCGAGCCCAUGAUUUGGUCCGACACGGCCAAGAACAACCAGCUGUCGGGCUACUACGACCCCAACUCGCAGAUCUCGUCAGAGUUGACCGACGCCAUCCCGAGCGGCAUCAGCACCGUCUUCUGGGAGUUCUGGACGGCGCUCCCGUUCACGUUCGCGACGGUGCGGGCGAGUAUGAAGGCGAGCAAGGACCCGAACGCGGGCGUCAAGCACGUCAUGACGACCAUCUGGGGCGACGAGGGCAACGAGUGCGACCUGUACUCGGCGCUCCCGGGCAUGCUGUACCAGGCCGAGAGCGCCUACACGCGCGCCGACGAGGUCGACGCCGAGCUCCUCCGGCGCAAGUUUGACGGCAUCGUCGGCGCCGACUUGGACGACUGGGUGUACGCGAGCAAGCUCGACGACACGCAGGCCGAGAGCCAGCCGAUCAGCGUCAACUCGCACUACACGCCCAACCUCGCCAAGUUCCUCCUGUGGGAGGAGCCCUUCUUCUCGUUCCUUUCGCCGCAGUACCGCGGGUACGACCUCGAGGCGCAUUACUCGCACUUGGCGUCGUACCUCGAGCAGGCCCUGUCGUCCGACUUCAGCACCAUGACGCCCUCGAUCUCGCUCCCGCACUCGGUCGACGACCUGCCGCUCAACGUGCGCCUCAAGCUCCCGUACCUCCUCGCGAGCGUCCUCAGCCUCAAGUGCCACCUCCGCGAGCGCCUCGCCAACGCGUACCGGCUCGGCGACCGCGAGGAGCUCGAGGCGCUCGGUGGUGCGGGCGAGCGGAGCAGGAUGAGCAGGCUCAGGGGGCUCGUCGACGAGCUGCAUGCGCUGCACCGCGACAACUGGAUGUCGAUGUACAAGCCGUUCGGGUGGGAGGUCCUCGACCUGCGGUACGGCGGCCUGCGCGCGCGCCUCGAGACGAUGCACCGCCGCCUCGUCGCGUACCUCGACCCGGCCGACGCGAGCGUCACAAAGAUCGAGGAGCUCGAGGUCGAACUCGAGACCAUCUACCCGAACCAGGGCUGCUCCCUCAUGCUCGACUAUGCGCGCUGCUCGCGCCCGCAGUACAUCUAGUCCCCCCCUCCUUUCGCUCGGACCCUCUCUUCGCCGUUCUCGCACGCCGCACGAUUGCCCUGUAGCACCUCGUCCUCUCCUUUCCCUCGUCUUCUCUCUCUGUCCCUCGACGAUCCUGUGCAAUACACUGUCGCACUAUGGCGUC